Messenger RNA from Stylonychia lemnae, 372 nucleotides. Lineage: Eukaryota; Ciliophora; Spirotrichea; Sporadotrichida; Oxytrichidae. The record is from the annotation of a GenBank genome assembly.
AUGCCUUUUCAUAUGAUCAAUUAGGUUACCUUUGGCAGUGAAACCUUAAAGGCAUACAUCGCACCUAUAGGGUUUAACUCCAUAGUGAGUCCUCAUAUGAACAUUCAAAUUUCCCUUUUCUGUGAAUUGCUUGCUGCAGAUGCUGCAUUCAUAUCACUUAAGUCUCAUGUGUACAUUGCGAACAUGCUUUUUAAGGUUAUCUUUCCUUGGAUUAACUACUUUUAAAUCAAGGUAACUUGGAUUUUCCGUUAAUCUGAUUGCACUAAUUCCAACUUAAUUGGAAGAAUUGCCUAUUCCAAAAUAGUAGAUCUACUUUGUCAUUUCUUCAGCAUCCUAAUGGUAUUUGCUAAUGAAAUUAUAUUACUGGGUUGA